Molecule: messenger RNA, 2629 nt
Organism: Cynoglossus semilaevis (tongue sole)
Lineage: Eukaryota; Metazoa; Chordata; Actinopteri; Pleuronectiformes; Cynoglossidae
Gene: ypel1
Product: yippee-like 1
Exons: 5
Coding region: 1836-2195 (119 amino acids)
Source: RefSeq, a predicted model, not a curated record
AAAGUGUGGUCGCAGCCUGAUUCGAUUUUAUUUUUAAGCGCCACCCUCCCUGUCAGCGGAUUGGUAGGAUGCAGAUCCUUCUUCUCAUGGAUUGGUCGCUAUUUGUAGACCUGGUUGUGUAGCUAGGCUACUGCUGCCUGUACGUGUUCCUGAAACCUUUGUGUCAAAGUGAAAGAAAGAGCACUAGUGUUUAAAAAUCGGAGAGAUGCAGAUUAUUGAGAAACAUUACUUAGCGACUGUGUGUAGCGAGAUAUACUAUGGAAUACACUGAAAGUUUGAGCAGUCGCCGACCAACAAAACGUCUACAAUUUCAACACGGUUGUUUUUAUCUCUUCCUGUCUAGCAUAAAUGAACGAUGUAUUAAAUACACGUUGACUACGUAACUCAUUAAACGUUUAACUGGAAAAUUGCAUUUCACAUUUUAAUAUGACAUGCAUUUGUAAAGUACGUUCACACACAUCAUUGCCUCUAAUUCCAACUAAUAGUAAAAACAACAGUUCUAAUAUGUUAUGGCUAAAAAGAAAGUUGAUUUUUAAACAGCAUUUUACUCACUGUUACCCCUAGGUAUGUUUCAUCAGUUGAACUGGAUGAUAGCUAUUUGUGGUUUUAAUGUUUAACAUUUUGGACAACUCAUUCCUUUGUCAUAUCUGGUACACCUUUUUUUAUAUUAUUGUUACUUCUUGUUCUUUCUGCUCCGUUUCCUCAUCAUGCUUUCAGAGGCAUAAUCAGUGAAGAUGUAGCUUUCGGUAGUACUUUGUUGUUGUAUAGCCUAGAAACUGUUCACUAUUCUCUGUGUCAUUAAAAUUACGUAUUAGAUGUUAGAAAUAUUUUAUAUUUAUAAAAAUCAUUUUCACCUGAAUCGCCAAUAUCUUAAAAAUCGUGUAUUGCUUUUCAUUCAGUCUUUUUUUUUUUUUUCAGGGAUACAGGAGGUGCAGUUUAACGUCGAGGUUUUGUUUUGUUUUUGUUUUUUUAGGCCUGGCCUUGUGUCAAAACCUUUAAACAGCCUUGCUAUAGCUGGACUUGUUCAGACAUGUUCCACGUACUUACUCCACUUUCAAACAUGGACUCCCAUAUGUCCUACAGCACGUAAAUGCAUCAGAUGUGGAUGAAAUAAAACACUGCUCUAGCUUUAGUUUUAAUGACCGAGAGUUUCACAGUGACGCGCUCACGUAGCACCAGCUCCAUCAUUCGGAGGACAUUAACGCUAGAAAGACAGCAGACGCUGGUUUAGGACGGUGUGUCCAAGCUGUUGUGUGCGCAUCAGUCGCCCAUCUGCUUACGAUUCAGUUUACAAAAGGCUGCAGACGGGACAGACGGGCCUGUCCUGUAACUAAUGUGAGGCGGCAGAAAGCUGUAGACAUUUGUUAGGACAUGCACAGGAUCUAAUUCCGGACGGACCCGAUUAGCAGUAACACUCCAAGAUUAAAAAUCUUUGGCUUAUGACUGCUGAUUUUUGGUACUUUUUAAUGGCAAUCAGCUUUAAGCAGGUAGCAACCCGUUACUACUGCUGCCUUUAUGGGACGUUGGUUAAGGAGACUUAACGAUUUCUGUUGUUUUUUGUGUUUCCACACUACAUCUGCAUCUUCAGCAGUGGGGAAACACAUUUAACAGUCUGUUUAUCUUCAUAAGGCGAGGAGGAAAAGAAGAAGCAGCCAAACGUGGUUGUGACUCGUUUUUCUCCCGUGGUGUCUGUGUGGAGCCUGCCACACACCCACUCCACAACAACGACGGCUUUGGCUUGCAUUUUCCAGUGUUUCUUUUGUCAGCAAGUCCAGCAGAGCUGCAACUCUUCCAGUGCCAGCCCUGACACCAGCGAGGAGCCCUGCCCCAUUGACAUGGUGAAGAUGACCAAGUCUAAGACCUUUCAGGCUUACCUGCCAAGCUGCCAUCGCACCUACAGCUGCAUCCACUGCCGGGCACAUCUGGCCAAUCAUGACGAGCUCAUCUCAAAGUCAUUUCAAGGGAGUCAAGGAAGAGCCUACCUGUUUAAUUCAGUGGUGAAUGUCGGCUGCGGGCCAGCUGAGGAGCGGGUACUCCUCACAGGUUUACAUGCUGUGGCUGACAUCUACUGUGAAAACUGUAAAACCACUCUGGGCUGGAAAUAUGAGCACGCCUUCGAGAGCAGUCAGAAAUACAAAGAGGGAAAGUUCAUCAUCGAGCUGGCUCACAUGAUCAAGGACAACGGCUGGGAGUAAUGGAGUCGCCGGUGCUCUUUAUUGAACUGUGUGGAGCAAUGACCUCCCACCGCCCCGAAUCCAACCCAACCCCAACCCCUACAACAGCCCUCCAUAAAAUAGCCUCCACCCACUUGUCUCCUUUACAUGCACACACACAACUGCUCAUCAUGAAACAGAACUGAUAAAAAAACCCGACCAGGCAUCGGAGCAUCUCUUGAAGAUGAUUUAAAAAGAAAAAAAGAAAAUCACGCCAAAGGAGUGCCGUAGUUUACGUUGAAGAUUGUGUGUGUUCUUCUUUGCAGCUCCAGUGCUUUUGGGUUCUAAUCCCACCCACAUACUCUUACCUCGCUCUUUUGUCCCCCAGACUCCUCCACGCGAGAACCACGCAUUCAGAUGGUUGUGGUGAUAGGUCGACUACUCUGUGUGAACGGAGACAGACUUCAUUGAAAAAA